CUUAAUAUGAUCUAUUAAAUGGCGGCUGAGAACCUGGGGUUACCGCCGGAAAGCCACGUGUAUCCCAACGCUUCGUUCGCGCGAUUCCUUUUCCCUGACUGAGACGCUGCGGCACCAUAGUCCCGCGUCUGAGGUCCCGGCGCGCCUCGCGCUGCUCUGGGCGGGAAAAGAGACUCCGACUGCGGGUCCCCAGGCCCCCAGUGGCGUCCUGGCGGAUGACGGUUGAAGGAAAGCGCAUGCGUGGAAGGCAGAGCGCGAGGCGCCUCCUGCUGGUCUUCUGGUCGCCGGCGCCCGCCGGUCAGAUGUUCCGUAAUAUAUACUAGUUGAAUUAAAGAAAAUACUUUUAUCAGAAGAAGAUGGCCACAGCACAGUUACAGAGGACUUCCAUGAGUGCAUUGGUAUUUCCUAAUAAGAUAUCGACUGAGCAACAGUCUUUGGUGUUAGUGAAGAGGCUCCUCGCAGUUUCCGUGUCCUGCAUCACGUAUUUGAGAGGAAUAUUUCCAGAAUGUGCUUAUGGAACAAGAUAUCUAGAUGAUCUUUGUGUCAAAAUUCUGAAAGAAGAUAAAAAUUGUCCAGGAUCUACACAGUUAGUGAAGUGGAUGCUAGGAUGCUAUGAUGCUUUACAGAAAAAAUAUCUAAGGAUGAUUGUUCUAGCUGUAUACACCAAUCCAGAAGAGCCUCAGACAAUUUCAGAAUGUUAUCAAUUCAAAUUCAAAUACACCAAUAAUGGACCAGUCAUGGACUUCACAAGCAAAAACCAGAGCAACGAAUCUAGCUUGUCAUCUGGUGACACCAAGAAAGCAAGUAUUCUCCUCAUUCGCAAGAUUUAUAUUCUAAUGCAAAAUCUGGGACCUUUACCUAAUGAUGUUUGUUUGACCAUGAAACUUUUUUACUACGAUGAAGUCACACCCCCAGAUUAUCAGCCUCCUGGUUUUAAGGAUGGUGACUGUGAAGGAGUAAUAUUUGAAGGGGAGCCUAUGUACUUAAAUGUGGGAGAAGUCCCAACACCUUUUCAUACCUUCAAAGUAAAAGUGACCACUGAAAAGGAACGAAUGGAAAAUAUUGACUCAGCUAUACUAUCACCAAAACACUUAAAAACACCACUUCAAAAAAUCCUGAUGGACAAAGAUGAUAUGCCAGAUGAACAAAAGCAUUAUGAUGAUUUUGACAUUGAAACUAAAAUGGAAGAUCGGAAGAAAAACCCUGGAUCUUCUGAAUUUGGAGAACCAAGUUCAUUUUGUGAGGAAGAUGAAAUUAUAAGGCCUAAGGAAAGUCCAGAUCUUUCCAUUUCUCAUUCUCAGGUUGAGCAGUUAGUCAGUAAAACAUCUGAACUUGAUAUGUCUGAAAGCAAAACAAGAAGUGGAAAAAUCUUUCAGAAUAAAAUGGCAAAUGGAAAUCAACCAAUAAAAUCUUCUAAAGAAAAACGGAAGAGAAGCCACCAUGAAUCUGGGAAAACGGUCCUCCAUCACUUCGAUUCUUCUAGUCAAGAGUCUAUACCAAAAAGGAGAAGGUUCAGCGAACCAAAGGAACAUAUAUGAAAUUAUUUUUUCUUCUAAACAUUUGCAAAGUUCUUCUCAACAUUUAAAUUAAAGGACACUAUAUUUCUAUUUUAAGGUGUGUUUUCCCUAACUUUGAAAAUAUAUAUGUAGUUUUGUUUAUUUUUUAAUAUAUAUGUAGUUUUAAGUAGUUCAUACACUAAAAUGAAGUUCUUAGCUGACUACCAUAUUGUGGUUCUUAAUUUUAUUUGGGAUGAUUUGACUAAAACUAAAAGUAUAAAUGUCAUGAUUCUGUCAAUAUUGAUCUAUCUUCCACUUUGGUGGACACUUCUUUUAAAUAUGUAUUAACUUUUAAGGCUUUCUAAAGCCACUUUUGAAAUAAUGUUUACUUUGGCAUUAAAGUUUGGUAGGGAUUCACUUUUUACUUAUGUUAAAACUAGACCAUUUAACUGGGUGUUUUGUCAUUGUGUUGUUAUUAAAACAAUGUUCUUUGAUACUUUGUUAUGUUAUUAACGUGAUAGCAUAUAAUGAAUAGUUUGAAAAUUGGUGCUUUCCCUUUUUUUCCUU
This is a messenger RNA of Nycticebus coucang (slow loris), 2063 nucleotides long. It is a transcript of the gene HORMAD1, whose product is annotated as HORMA domain containing 1. The coding region runs from base 357 to 1538 and encodes 393 amino acids. Lineage: Eukaryota; Metazoa; Chordata; Mammalia; Primates; Lorisidae. The record is from RefSeq and is a predicted model, not a curated record. The transcript is spliced from 15 exons.